AUGAUUUCAUUACAAAAAGGUUCACAUCUAACUCUUUCUGAGAUUUUCUUAGUUAAUGAGGAUUUACAGCCUGUUUUUGAUCCAAAGGAUAGACCAUGGAGAUGGUGGAAUUUUGUUUUUUUCUGGGUGGCUGAUGCCUUCAAUGUCAAUACCUGGCAAAUUGCAGCUACAGGUGUUCAACAGAAACUAUCUUGGUGGGAAACUUGGAUCUCUGUUUGGAUUGGUUAUAGUUUGGUUGGUUGCUUUUUGUUCAUUUCUCAAAGAAUUGGUUCCCACUAUCAUAUCUCAUUCCCUGUUAGUUGCAGAACUUCAUUUGGAACAUUCGGUUCAAUCUGGCCUAUUAUUAACAGAGUCGUCAUGGCAAUCAUUUGGUUUAGUGUGCAAUCUUGGCUGGGUGCCGAAUGUGUUGCGUUGUGUUUGAAAGCUAUAUUUGGUGCUAAUUUGGAGACAAGAAUUCCAAACAAAAUUGCCAGUUCAGGUACUUCAUCAUUUAUGUUUUUAAGUUUCUUCCUAUUCUGGUUGUUUCAAUUACCUUUUAUUUACUGCAGACCUCAAACAAUCCGUCAUUUAUUCACAGUUAAAGCUUAUACAUGUGCCACUGCAGGUAUUGCAUUUUUGGUUUGGACCAUUGUCAGAGCUGGUGGUAUUGGUCCAGUUGUCCACCAAAAGACUGAAUUGACAGGUUCAGAUCAUGCUUGGGCAUUUGUCAACUCAACCAUGAAUUGUUUGGCCAAUUUCGCUACAUUAAUUGUUAAUGCUCCUGAUUUUUCAAGAAUUGCUAAAAACCCAAGAGAUGCAUCACUAUCUCAAUUUAUGGCUAUUCCAAUCUGUUUUGCAAUCACAUCAUUGAUUGGUAUUUUAGCUUCAAGUGCCUCUACAACAAUGUAUGGUGAAACUUUAUGGUCCCCAUUAGAUUUAUUAGAUCGUUAUGUUAACGCUGGUACUUCAGGUGAUCGUGCAGGUGUUUUCUUUAUUGCAGCAGCUUUCGCCCUUGCUCAAGUUGGUACAAACAUUUCAGCAAAUUCCAUUUCAGCCGGUACUGAUGGUUCAGCUCUAUUACCUCGUUUUGUCAAUAUUCGUCGUGGUGGGUUCAUUUGUGCCGCUAUUGCAUUCUGUGUUUGUCCAUGGAAUUUCUUUACAUCUUCUUCAAAUUUCACAACUUAUUUGAGUGCUUAUGCUGUCUUUUUGUCAUCUAUCGCAGGUGUUGUUGCUGCCGAUUAUUGUGUUGUCAGACGUGGUUAUAUCAAUGUGUUCCAUUUGUAUUCAAAUGGUGCUAAGUACAACUAUUCAUACAACAAGUUUGGUAUUAAUUGGAGAGGUUAUGCUGCUUAUAUCUGUGGUAUCUUACCAAAUGUUGUUGGUUUUGCAGGUGCUUGUGGUAAUAAAGUUCCAAUUGGUGCAACCUAUGUCUAUAACCUUUCAUUUUUCACAGGUUACAUUAGUGCUUUCUCUGUUUACUGUGCAUUAGUUUAUUUCUUCCCAGUGAAGGGUAUGCCAGUUAAGAAGUUCCUCAGUGAAUCAGGUUGGUAUGAAGAGAAUGUUAACUACGAAUUAGAAGAGGACUUUAUGACUGAAAUCAACAAUGACCAUCCAAAUGAUUAUAUCAAAGGUGGGAAGUUCCUCUAG
Messenger RNA from Hansenula anomala, 1626 nucleotides. RefSeq names its product nucleobase cation symporter-1 family protein. Gene Ontology annotation, cellular component: plasma membrane. Gene Ontology annotation, molecular function: nucleobase transmembrane transporter activity. The transcript is spliced from 2 exons. Gene Ontology annotation, biological process: transmembrane transport; nucleobase transport. The record is from RefSeq and is a predicted model, not a curated record. Lineage: Eukaryota; Fungi; Ascomycota; Saccharomycetes; Phaffomycetales; Wickerhamomycetaceae. The coding region runs from base 1 to 1626 and encodes 541 amino acids.